CUACCGCCAUGCUGUCUCACAAAAGUUUGUGAAGGUGGCUGCCACUUCAGGGGACCAUUUGGUAUAAGGAUCGUCUGAGAAGACCAAAGAAAAUAUCCUGUCAUUGUUUUAUAUUGUUUUUAUAUCAAUUGGCACACGCGAUGGAUACGUUGGGGAUAUGAAAAGGAACGUUUAUAGCCAUAUGGGAAAACGUUCGUUUCAAAAUAAAAAAAUCAAGCCACCUCUCGCCCUUUCCUUAUCUCCUCUAGUUAAAUGGCACGAUGCCGUUGGCGGUGGCGGCGGGUGCUCCUGUGCCUGUGCUGUGCUCCCUGUGUCCUGGUGGGGUCUCUCUGUGUGUACAUCACCCUGGCUGUGUGUUAUGGUACUACCACCACCACAGGCCCAGGCAGCGCUGCCCCUAUCCCACAAACUCUACCAGAGUUCUUCAUUGCAUCAGGGCUUACCAGAAAUGGCUCCCUGGCCCCCCACCCCACCAGCUCCUUCUGGGACCCCAAGCCCCACGGAGGGGCCCUCUGGAACCUGCUCCAGCUACACAUUGACCGCCAUUACAACCCCAUCCUGAUGCCCAAAUCCAGCAAAGAGCACAAUGACAUUGAUACCAGUAAUAAUAAUAAUAAUAAUAAUAAUAAUAAUACAAACUAUUUGCGGUUUUCCCUCCCCACCUUGAGUGCAGGGUUCUCUGAGAUCGGGAACUUGACAUCACAAAUGGAGGAUUUCCAGGAGCUGCCCCUGCAGAUGCAGAUGUUUGUGCGCUCUAUGCACUUCAGGGACUACCCUGUCCUCAUUGAGCCUGCUAAUCUGUGUGGGCGUGGGCUAAGGAAGGGGCAGGGCCUUCUCCUACUGCUGGCCAUCAAGACCCAGGGCCUGAACUUUGAGAACCGCCAGGCCAUCCGGCAGACAUGGGGCUGGGCGGGGUGGGUGGCAGGGGCGACGGGGAAAGGCGGGGUGGUGCGGAGGGUCUUCCUCCUGGGGAAGAACCACGCAGAGCCCCGGGUGAACGUCAGUGAGCUGCUGCAGCUGGAGAGCCGCCACUACGGUGACAUCCUCCAGUGGGACUUCCACGACUCCUUCUUUAACCUCACCCUGAAGGACGUGCUGCUGUGGGACUGGCUGUCUGCCCACUGCCCCCUGGCACGCUUCAUCUUUAAAGGGGAUGACGACGUCCUGGUGCAGACCCCCGCUCUCUUAGACUACCUCCGGGAGCAGACGAUCCAGUCAGGGGGGCCCGGGUCAGAGGGUAUGAAGGGAUUCAUGGUAGGGGAUGUGAUAGGAGCGGCCAUCCCCAACAGAGUCAACUUUACCAAGUACUUUAUUCCUGCAAGUUUCUAUAAGGGGCUGUACCCUCCGUACGGGGGUGGGGGAGGUGUGGUGUACUCAGGGGAGCUGGCCCUGCGGCUCAACCGUAUCUCCCGGAGAAUUCACCUGUACCCCAUUGAUGACGUCUACGUGGGCAUGUGCCUCCACAGGCUCGGGGUCCAACCCAUCCACCACCCCGCCUUCCUCACCUUCGACUUCCCCGAGAAAGAGGGGGAAGAGCGUUGUGCGUACCACACUAUCUUACUGGUACACAAACGCAGCCCUGCUCAGGUGAUGAAGCUGUGGUCAGAGAUCAUGAGGAACCAGACAGAGUGCAGCAACACCAUCCUGAGAAUGGAGGAGAAAAACACUUCUGAUAGAUCCGUUGUGUGAAAGACAACGAACUUCUGACGGAUCCAUGGGGUAGUUCUAGAAAUUCAGCUCUAUAGUGAGGCAACCACUGACUGGCUGGUAUAAAACUGACCUAAAGGAUGGAUGGUGAUGGAGAAGGAAUGUUACCACUUGAAAAUAGGGAAGAGGCAGGGCCUUCUGAAAGACCCUUGGGGUAUGAAAAUGUAUGCACUCACUAACUGUAAGUCGCUCUGGAUAAGAGCGUCUGCUAAAUGACUAAAAUGUAAAUGUAAAAUGGGUAUGCCGGAAACUUCCACUCCAUACUGAGGAAACCACUGACUGGUUGUUAUAAAACUGAAGGUGAUUGAUUGGCUGUCGAGAAGGUAUGCUGCCACUUGAAUGGGGCCUUCUGGGAGAACAACAGGGUACGGCUGUAAACUUCCGCUCAUAGUGAGGCAUUCAGACUGGCUUUCCUAUUAUAUAGAAAACAGACAUAUGAUGGUGAUUGACUAUCGAGAAGGUAUGCCGCCACUUGACAAUGGUGAACAGUACCAAUUAUUACUGUAAACCUACUGGUCCCCUGUAGCUCAGUUGGUAGAGCAUGGCGCUUGCAACGCCACGGUUGUGGGUUCAUUUCCCACGGGG
This is a messenger RNA of Coregonus clupeaformis (lake whitefish), 2292 nucleotides long. RefSeq names its product N-acetyllactosaminide beta-1,3-N-acetylglucosaminyltransferase 2. Gene Ontology annotation, molecular function: hexosyltransferase activity. The transcript has 2 exons. Gene Ontology annotation, cellular component: membrane. The coding region runs from base 253 to 1689 and encodes 478 amino acids. Lineage: Eukaryota; Metazoa; Chordata; Actinopteri; Salmoniformes; Salmonidae. The record is from RefSeq and is a predicted model, not a curated record.